GCUAUGGAUACGAGGCACCGUUUACAGUGAAUUGUCUGUUUACUGUCGCUCUCUUUUCAACCAUGGACUCAAAAAUGCUCAUUGAAAUUGUGGGUGUGCUUAAAGACUGCAGUUUCCACGUUGCUAAAAGCAUCGCCGAGGGACUAAAACAGCAGUUUCCUGCGGCGUUUCUGGAUCCAGAAAUUAGGCCACUUUUUGAAUUUGAGUGGCACGGGUAUCUCUGCGACAAGAAGAGGGAGCUGCGUGGUGAAGUGUGGCAGUACUCCAGCAGCCUGAUGUGCUUUCUGAACGGCCGUCUCCUCGGUGAUGAAAAGGAUCUCGCCAGCUGGGCCGAGAAUCAGUGGGGUUUCACUUUCGCCCGGCCGCAAGCUUUCUACACGAUUCUUGCUGAGGAGUACUACAUCGAACACCUCCAGAAAACUGGGCAUCAGUUUGUCUUCAUGGAUGUUGAGAUUGCGGGAGAACCUGCGGGGAGGUUAAUGUUUGAGCUCUUCUCAGAUAUUUGUCCAAAGACAUCCAAGAACUUUGAGGGUCUGUGCACAGGAGAGCAAGGACUGUCACAGAGUGGCUUCCCACUCUGCUAUAAAGGCUCUCUGUUUCAUCGGAUUGUACCCAAUGGAUGGGUGCAGGGUGGAGAUAUUUCUCCAGAGAGGAAAGGAAAUGGAGGCGAGUCAAUCUACGGGCUAAUGUUUGAAGAUGAGAAUUUUGCCAUUUCACACUCUAAGCGCGGCAUCCUGGGAAUGGCUAAUAAAGGUGCCCACAGCAAUGGAUCCCAGUUCUAUAUCACCCUACAGCCAACGCCAUGGAUGGAUAAGACCUAUGUUGCCUUUGGUCAAGUCGUUGAGGGUCUCGAUGUCCUGAGGAGGUUAGAAGAAGCUCCAACUUGCAAUGAAAGGCCCAAAAACUUUUACUGUGAGAGGGAUCUUCACUGAAAAGCCAAAUACGUCUACUGGACAGAGAGAGCCGCUAUGAUAAUAAGCUGACAGUUUCAACAGUUACUGGGGUUGUAAAAGGCAAUUCACAGGUUAUCGCAUAAUGGCAUAAAAACAAAUGAGCUUUUACUUAUGCUUAAAGGAAGUUGGGAAAAUGGCAUACAAUUAAAGUAUGAGAAG
This is a messenger RNA of Neolamprologus brichardi, 1112 nucleotides long. RefSeq names its product peptidylprolyl isomerase (cyclophilin)-like 6 (gene ppil6). Lineage: Eukaryota; Metazoa; Chordata; Actinopteri; Cichliformes; Cichlidae. Gene Ontology annotation, molecular function: peptidyl-prolyl cis-trans isomerase activity. The record is from RefSeq and is a predicted model, not a curated record. Gene Ontology annotation, cellular component: cytoplasm. Gene Ontology annotation, biological process: protein peptidyl-prolyl isomerization.